This is a messenger RNA of Eremomyces bilateralis CBS 781.70, 1085 nucleotides long. RefSeq names its product P34-Arc-domain-containing protein. The record is from RefSeq and is a predicted model, not a curated record. Gene Ontology annotation, molecular function: actin filament binding; structural constituent of cytoskeleton. NCBI's taxonomy places the organism in Eukaryota, Fungi, Ascomycota, Dothideomycetes, Eremomycetales, Eremomycetaceae. The coding region runs from base 83 to 1039 and encodes 318 amino acids. Gene Ontology annotation, cellular component: actin cytoskeleton; Arp2/3 protein complex. The transcript has 6 exons. Gene Ontology annotation, biological process: actin filament polymerization; Arp2/3 complex-mediated actin nucleation.
UACACAGUACAGUUGAAACUACCUCUACAUAACGCCGCAUUCUCUACUCAGGACAAGGUGGUCUAGCAAUAAUUCCGACACCAUGCUCCUCCUAGACUAUCAAAAUGUCCUGAUUGAGUCUCUACUCAAGGACCGCUUCAGCGGUGCCGCUCCCACUUCGAUCGAUCAAGUGGUCUCCGACUUCGACAAUGUCACUUUCCACAUCUCGACCCAGGAAUCGAAGUCGAAGAUCCUCAUUUCCAUAUCAAUAAAGUGCUUCCAGGACCUGGUUCGGUAUGGGGCUCAACAGGUACUGGAGCGGGAAUAUGGCCCGUAUAUUGUCGCCCCGGAGUCGGGUUAUGAUUUCUCGGUCCAAGUGGAUUUAGACAACCUCCCCGCUGAUCAAGAGUCGCGAGAUGACCUCAUUCGGCGACUAUCAUUGAUGAAGCGGAACGCCAUGGCAGCACCGUUCGAGCAAGCAUUCGAUGAAUACGCGCAAUUGCACGAAGAAGCGUCAAAAUUCACCUCCGAAUCGGCUCCGCAGGGCAUUCAAGAAGGAGGAGAAAUCCGCGCCAUCCACUACCGGGAGGAAGAAGCCAUCUACAUCCAGGCCAGCCAUGACCGGGUGACCGUCAUAUUCAGUACUGUUUUCCGGGAGGAGACAGAUCGGGUGUUUGGCAAAGUGUUCCUCCAGGAAUUCGUGGAUGCGAGACGGCGAGCGAUACAAAAUGCGCCUCAGGUCCUCUUCAGGCACGACCCUCCACUCGAGCUCCAGAAUGUUCCCGGUUUUAGGCAUCCUGAUACUGGCGAGGUUGGGUACAUCACGUUUGUUCUCUUCCCACGACAUCUGACCAAGCAACGACGAGAAGAGGUCAUUUCUCACAUCCAAACCUUCCGUGACUACUUCCACUACCACAUCAAAGCAUCAAAAGCCUACAUCCACUCGCGGAUGAGAAGAAGAACGGCCGACUUCCUUCAAGUGCUUCGCCGCGCUCGACCGGAGAACGAAGAGAAGGAACGCAAGACGGCCAGUGGCCGUACCUUCAGGGUACAAGGAUAAAUAUUGGCUUUAACGCCUUUCCAGCGCUAUAAAGCGACUUGCCAAC